Entrophospora candida is the source of this 144-nucleotide messenger RNA. The record is from the annotation of a GenBank genome assembly. Lineage: Eukaryota; Fungi; Glomeromycota; Glomeromycetes; Entrophosporales; Entrophosporaceae.
AAGUUGAAUCAACUUUUCAAAAUAUAGAAGAAGCUUCUACUGGUAAUUCUUCUGAUCAACAACGAAUUACUAAAAAAAGGAAAAUAAUGACACCAUCCUUGACUUAUAAUUAUGGUCAUGUAUUAAAAAGGAGACAUCGUAAAA